UCUUCGGAUUCCGAUCACCUUUGGAAUCUUCCGUGUGUGGGGAGCCCUAACUCUAUAUGGUCCCGAGCCACUGUUUAAUGUAUAAAUCCAGUUUUAUUGUUAUUUGGUUUGCCAAUUAAUUAUAAGGUGGGAGAGUCUGUUUUCGGGGUUAGGGUUUAUUUAUAUUUUCUGUUUUUUCCUCCGUGAACUCUUUUAUGGUUUCAUGUGAAUUCUUGAGACUGGUUAGAUUCUGAGUUCUUUUUUUAUUUAUUUUCCGAGAGAUGGAUAUGGGGAUUUCCGAUGAAUUGUUGGGAACCUUUGCCCCAAUUUUCGUUUAUUGGAUUUAUUCUGGAAUUUAUGUUGUUCUCGGAUUAUUUUCCGAGAAUUAUCGAUUACACUCGAAGAAGGAUGAAGAUGAAAAGAAUUUGGUAUCCAAGUUCUCGGUGGUGAAAGGGGUUCUUCUCCAACAAGUAGUUCAGGCUGUUGUGGCAAUACUCCUGUUUGCUGUCACUGGCGGGAAUGGUGGUGAUGAGGGAACUGCUACUGUUGAAAAUGCUUCCAUCCUUGUAUUAGUGAGACAGUUUGUUACUGCCAUGUUGGUUAUGGACACUUGGCAAUACUUUAUGCACAGAUACAUGCAUCACAACAAGUUCUUAUACAAGCAUAUCCACUCUCAACAUCACAGACUUGUUGUUCCCUAUGCAUAUGGAGCUCUUUACAAUCACCCAGUAGAGGGGCUUCUUCUAGAUACUGUGGGCGGAGCUAUGUCUUUUCUUAUUUCUGGCAUGAGCCCACGGGUCUCCAUCUUCUUCUUCUCCUUUGCCACAAUUAAAACUGUGGAUGACCACUGUGGAUUAUGGCUUCCUGGGAACCUUUUCCAUAUAUUUUUUAAAAAUAAUUCAGCUUACCACGACGUGCACCAUCAGCUAUACGGCACUAAGUACAACUUCUCACAGCCAUUCUUUGUUAUGUGGGAUCGAAUCUUGGGUACCUACAUGCCUUACUCAUUGGAGAAGAGGAAAGGUGGAGGUUUUGAAGCUAGACCUUCUAAAGAGUUCAAGGAUGACUGAUCUUUUUGUUUGAUGAGAGCAUUCUUUGUCUGUAGUAGUAGUAUUUUUACUCAUGAUGAGCCGCACUACCAACCUGAUCUGUCUGAUCUGUAUAUAUACAUAUAUGCUUCUGUGCUCAAUCUCUUGGCUUUAUUUAUGUCCAUAUCAGAUUGCCUUUUAAUAAGGAAAUUGUGGAUCUCUACCUCUGGUGGUUUUUUAUACCCUUUCAUUGCUGUCUUCA
Messenger RNA from Neltuma alba, 1269 nucleotides. Its product is annotated as sphinganine C4-monooxygenase 1-like. The coding region runs from base 261 to 1049 and encodes 262 amino acids. NCBI's taxonomy places the organism in Eukaryota, Viridiplantae, Streptophyta, Magnoliopsida, Fabales, Fabaceae. Gene Ontology annotation, biological process: lipid biosynthetic process. The transcript has 2 exons. The record is from RefSeq and is a predicted model, not a curated record. Gene Ontology annotation, molecular function: iron ion binding; oxidoreductase activity.